Molecule: messenger RNA, 845 nt
Organism: Trichoderma asperellum CBS 433.97
Lineage: Eukaryota; Fungi; Ascomycota; Sordariomycetes; Hypocreales; Hypocreaceae
Source: RefSeq, a predicted model, not a curated record
CUUGGUCUCAGUCUCAAUACGCAGUACGGUACUCGCUAGGAAAUACUACCUGACCAGUAAUUCCGCGCCGGAAUGCUGCAGGCAUUAGAGGGGCUGGUCUUUGCUGUACGCGUCUCUGUACUCCGCGCGAUAUGUGUGCAGCCGCUGGAGGAAUGCGCCAUCAAAGACAAGCUCAGUACAGUAUCUAUUGUGAAAGCGGUGCUCCAUACAUGUGCGUGUACCAGCAAAGUUGAGCAAGACGAAAUAGCUGAGGCAUAUUCUGCGUGGAUAUAUGAAGGCAUCUCAGCUCCAGAGACGCACCAUAUCAUAAAGUCGAACUCGCGGCAUGUUAUUGAUCCGCAAAGAGUAGCCCGAAAGUGCCAUCGCAAUACCGUACGGACAGGUAGGGACGCGCUGCAGCAAACAAUAUAUACCUUGCAAGCCAAAGCUACACCGUAUGAUGAAGCGCCCCCAACACUUGGUGCUGCCUAAUGCAUCGAGCACCUGUGGCUUUCCUCAUGUAGGGAUCGAUCAUCGAUACGAGUCUGGUUGAUGCCGGUUGUUGUUGCAAAGCACUAUCCGUUAUCAACGCUGCGCCUACGCUCCUCCAUCACACCAGCACGAAGCAGUAGCGGUAAACUCUGCUGCUGGUUGUGCCUUAUCUGACGGAGGGGGAAUCAGAAAAGGUACCAAGGGCAAAGUACCAGUACCUGCAAAAGUCGUAUGACGGUACAACGCGUCAUGCACCACUACAAGUACCCCCUUCUAUGGGCAGUUCUAGCCUGCGGUGGCACCGCUUCCGAGUGCUCCGCUGCUCCACGCCAGUUUGUAGCAAUCAAUUCUCUGCCCGCUAGCGAGCUCUUCUC